This is a messenger RNA of Coniophora puteana RWD-64-598 SS2, 1728 nucleotides long. RefSeq names its product initiation factor 2. The record is from RefSeq and is a predicted model, not a curated record. Bases 1 to 1728 code for a protein of 575 amino acids. The transcript is spliced from 5 exons. NCBI's taxonomy places the organism in Eukaryota, Fungi, Basidiomycota, Agaricomycetes, Boletales, Coniophoraceae. Gene Ontology annotation, molecular function: GTP binding; translation initiation factor activity; GTPase activity. Gene Ontology annotation, biological process: translational initiation.
AUGGAGAACGAAUCAUCGCCUUCCCAUGUCUUGACAUCGGAAUACGCUGCUCUCUUGGCCGAGGAGUUUCACCGGAAUCCAGUAAUUAACGACGAGGCUGCUUUUGACUUGUAUCCAAAGCCUGCUCACCUGUCCCCUGAGACUCUUCCUGCUCGGCCACCCAUCGUCACUAUCAUGGGCCAUGUCGACCACGGCAAGACAACUCUCCUUGACACGCUUCGCUCUGCCUCUGUCGCCAAAGGCGAAGCAGGUGGAAUCACACAACACAUCGGUGCCUUUUCCGUACCCGUAGCGGGAUCCAAGGACGAGCGCACCAUCACCUUCCUCGAUACCCCAGGACACGCCGCCUUCUCGGCUAUGCGUGCGCGCGGUGCGAGUGUAACGGACAUCAUUGUCCUGGUAGUUGCUGCAGACGACGGCAUCAUGCCUCAGACGAAGGAGGUUAUCAACUUGAUCAAGCAGGACGAGGGCAAGACUCAAGUUGUCGUGGCUAUCAACAAGAUUGAUAAGCCUGAUGCCGACCCCGAAAGCGUUCACACUGCCCUUCUUGUCGAGGGCCUUCAAACUGAGGCCAUGGGCGGUGACAUCCCCUCCGUCGAAGUUUCCGGCCUCACAGGCAAAGGCCUCGACCAGCUCGUCGAGACACUCUCCGCGAUCGCCGAAAUGCAAGACAUACGCGCGGAGCGCGACGGCGACGUCCAGGGCUACGUCCUCGAGUCCAAGGUGCAGAAGGGGCUCGGCCCCGUCGCGACCGUGCUCGUCACGCGCGGCGCGCUCACGACCGGCUCGCACCUCAUCGCGGGCACGUCCUGGGCCAAGGUGCGCGCGAUGAGCGACAGCACCGGCGCGCAGCUCAAGGGGGCGUACCCGGGCAUGGCGGUCACCGUGUCUGGCUGGAAGGAGCUGCCGAGCGCGGGCGACGAGGUGCUUCAGGGCGCCGAGGGCGAGGUGAAGAAGGCGAUUGCGAACCGCGUGCGCAAGGCGGAGAUCGAGGCGAGUCUUGUUGAUCUCGAGGCGAUCAACGGUGCGCGUAUGCAGGAGCGCAUGAAGAAGGAUGAGGACGGCAGUGAGGAGGCGCCGGUACAGAAGGAGGAAGGCGAAAAGAAACAGCUGAAUUUGGUCAUCAAGGGCGACGUGAGCGGGAGUGUGGAGGCCCUGCAGGGUGUGUUGGAGGAGAUUGGGAACGACAAGGUUUCGGUCAAGGUCGUGUCGACCGGUGUCGGCGAGGUUUCGGAUUCGGACGUCCAAAUGGCCAAAGCGACUGGGGGUAUGAUCGUCGCUUUCUCCGUCAAGACGCCUCGACCGGUCGAGAAUGCAGCGGCCUCCGCACAAGUAGCUUUGUAUUCCACGAAUAUCAUCUACCGGGCCAUGGAAGAGGUCACGAACCGCGUUGUUGGUCUCCUCCCUACGACGACGGAGUUUAAAGUCCACAGCGAGGCCACCGUACUCCAGGUCUUCGACAUUGGUAUCAAGUCGAAAGUUACCAGGAAGGUCGCUGGCUGCAGGAUUACAAAUGGUGUUGUCAGCAAGUACACCAAAGCCAGACUCUUGCGAAAGGGCGAGGUCCUCUUUACUGGCUCGAUAGACACACUCAAGCAGCACAAAAACGACAUGACUGAGAUCAAGAAAGGCUCUGAAUGUGCUAUCGGUCUUGAAAACUUUGGAGACAUCCGCGAGGGCGACACCAUUGAAACUUACGAGGAGAUCGAAGUGCCUGGCGUACUAUAA